AUGGUGAUCCACCGCCUCUUGGAGCUGGGGCACGGGGUCUCAACAGUAGCCCAGCAUGGGACCAAGAAGAGGCUUUCAAAAAGACCGUCGACGGUAAGGGCAGCGGAUGUAACAGGGUCAGUGGCAAGCAAGGAGUCGAGAGCGGCGGCACGCAGGACGAUGCGAGAGUCAAUGGUCAAUUGGUACGUUGGCGGAGGCCUCGGUGAGCAAACAGUGCCGGGAGCGUUACGCCAGCCUUUGGAUCGACUUGUGCCGCCGUUGCCACCUCAACCCGGCAUCCAAAUGCCCCGCCGCCGACAUACCUCUUCGACGAAGGUCACAACUUUGGGCAGUACCUGCUGGCAGCUGUCCUCUUUCGGCAACCUCACCUCAGGAGCCCGUUGGAACCACCCAAGUCCCGGUUACCGUUGGGUUGGGAGUGUGUGUGUGUGUGGGCGCGCACGCGCGCGCACGCGCGCGCUGGCGUGCGUGCAUGCGUGCGUGCGUGCGGGCGUGCGGGCGUGCGGGCCGGCGUGCGUGCGGGCGUCAAAGACGGGCGAGUUUGACGAGACCAUCCCCUUCCACAUCCCAGAAAUCCAGUUCGUGGCCCUGUGUCUACAACCUGCUUCGUCCUCAUCAGAGGGCAGCGGACGAGCACAUGUUCUCCAUCAACCUGUCCCAGAUUCGCGAGUUCAUGAAGGUCACCAGCGAGGCCUACAAGAUGACGCAGGCGGAUGGGGAUCCACAUCCAUAUCCCUUCGCCAUGGGGGGCCUUCACACGAUGCAGCUCAAAAAGACGCACCAUUGGCGAAAAUGGAAGAGCUUUGCCUCAGUACGCCGGCUAGGUCAGCAGCUGCGGGCGUUGCCGGCCCGUACCAGAGCGGCGGCAAUCGCAGCAGCCGUCAAAAUCGAAAGAACGAUGUCCCGGCCCUCAGCCCGAGGGCGUCUUUGACCGUUGCUGUCUUCCUGGAAGUUUUCUCCGGUGAGUGUGGGUUGGGCAAAGCCAUGGGAAAAGUGGGGAAAAGUGUGUGGGCAUUGCGUCUUGGCUUGGGACAUGACACUUGGAGCUGA
This is a messenger RNA of Symbiodinium natans, 1050 nucleotides long. Lineage: Eukaryota; Dinophyceae; Suessiales; Symbiodiniaceae. The record is from the annotation of a GenBank genome assembly.